This is a messenger RNA of Gallus gallus (chicken), 2870 nucleotides long. It is a transcript of the gene BEGAIN, whose product is annotated as brain enriched guanylate kinase associated. Gene Ontology annotation, cellular component: synapse. The coding region runs from base 145 to 2124 and encodes 659 amino acids. The transcript is spliced from 9 exons. The record is from RefSeq and is a predicted model, not a curated record. NCBI's taxonomy places the organism in Eukaryota, Metazoa, Chordata, Aves, Galliformes, Phasianidae.
GACUAUUUGAAACUCCCACGAAGGAUGCCAGCCUGUGUCCACUCCAUCUGUCAGGCUCCGUGAAACACGGCGAAUUGAACUCCAAAUCCAAAUUCACAUGUGAUGAAGUCACUUUAAUUUCCCAGCCAGCCGAGCACUGCUGCCAUGCCCACUGCGCAGAGGGCCUCUGCGGCAGAGAUGGAGAAAAUAAGGGUACGAAAUUCCUGGGUGCCAACCUGCCUAUGGCAACCUAGAAUUCUCCAGGGCAGGCUCGCAAAAUCUUCACCUACUCUCUGGGACAGUACUUUGCAAGAACAGAAGGGGGAAUUACGAAAACGUCUAUCAUACACUACCCAUAAGCUGGAAAUGCUUGAAACGGAAUUUGAUUCUACACGUCAGUAUCUUGAAAUAGAAUUGAGACGUGCUCAGGAGGAACUUGAGAAAGUAACUGAAAAACUGAGAAGGAUACAAAACAAUUACCUAGCCUUACAAAGAAUUAAUCAGGAUCUGGAAGAUAAACUUUACAGAAUGGGUCAACAUUACGAAGAAGAAAAGCGGGCUUUGAGCCAUGAAAUAAUUGCACUUAAUAAUCACUUAAUAGAGGCCAAGGUGACAAUAGAUAAGUUGUCAGAAGACAAUGAGCUCUAUAGGAAGGACUGCAAUUUAGCUGCUCAAUUGCUCCAGUGCAGCAAGAAUUACGACAGGGCACAUAAACUUUCUGAGAAAUGCACAGAGACUGUGGCCUUCACAUUAGUCAAAGAACCGUAUCUGUUGCCAUCUGACUUUCAGGAAAGAGUCAGCAUCCAUCUGGAAAAACAUGGGUGCAGCCUUUCUGUCCCCUUGUGCCACACGUCUUACGCUGAUACUAUACCCACCUGUGUCAUCGCCAAAGUACUGGAGAAACCAGAUCCAAACAGCUUGUCUUCGCACUUGUCAAGCCCCUCUACAAGGGAUCUCAAUUUUCAGGACUCUGCUGGAAAACUCGGGCAGAGGCCUCAGUACAAGUCAGACAUCUACUGCAGUGACACCGCCCUGUACUGCCCCGAGGAGAGGAGGAGGGAGAGAAGACCGAGUGUGGACACGCAAGUGAAAGAUGUGGGGUUCCUGCGGUCCCAGAACUCCACAGACAGUACUGUCGAAGAAGAUGGUUUCCAUUCCAGCUUCUCUCACGAAGCCUUCCCAGAGUACAUCACCUCUUUGCCGACCUCCAGCUCCUAUUCCAGCUUCAGUGUCACAUCUGAAGAGAAGGAGAAUGCACAAGCCAACACGAUGACAGCCUCCCAACAAGCGAUCUACAUGAGCAACCGAGAUGAAUUGUUUGAAAGAAAGUCACCUGCAGGUUAUGAGCAUCAGGGAAGUCCAAGGUUUGCCAAGUCAAAACCUGCGCAGCACAUGGAGCUUGCUGAUGACAACGAGAACUCCCCCACCUUUACUCGGACUCUGCCUCCUUAUGCAAAUGAACCUUUUCAUUUCUCAGCCAUAACACCACAGCAGGCUUUAGCGAAUCAGAAAAUGAGGAAUGAGUGCAGGAGCACCAACCUUUCAGAAGAAGACUUACCUGGGCGAUGGAGGCAGUUGAGUGUGGAGGACAUUGGUGCUUACUCUUAUAGAAACACUGGCAGGCUGUCACCCUGCAGCUUUUCAGAGCAGUAUUACAGCAGCCCUAUUAAAACAGGGGACAGUCGAACAAGUCCCAUAUAUGCUAGUUACAAAGCAGAUAGCUGCUCAGAGGGAGAUGAUAUCUGCCAAAGCAGACUUGUGGAUUCUUGCUUCCUGAGAACAGACAGUGGCUUGAACAUUGACAUCAGCACUAGCUGUAAACAGGACAAGUUGACCACUUACAAAACAAAAGAAUCAAGAGACCAAAAAAAUGAAAGGAUCACUGUCCAGUUAUGCAGUAGCAAAAACAUCGAAAAUAGCCCAGUGUUGAAAAGAGAAUAUGUGGACGUGAGCCCCAACAGCUCUGCAGAGUCCCUCAAUCACAGUUCGAUAGAGGCUUCAGAAAUCCACCAGUCUUCCAUGGAGCAAGGAAGCCAUUCGGGUAUUCACAGCAAACAGCAGCAGUUUCAGCGGACUGGGAGUACUGGUUUGAGUCGGAAGGACAGCCUUACAAAAGCACAACUAUAUGGAACCCUUCUGAAUUAGGCAUCUUCCAGAACUGCAAUAAGACCACAAGCAAAAGAAAGCAAACCGUGUUUGAUACUUCUUGUGAACGUAAGGUUCUCAGAAAUGGAUUAUAAAGUAUAUAUUCAUAAUGGUACUAUAUGUUUGAAAUGAAAUCUCUCCAAAAAUGUUAUACAGCACUUUUCACUUAACAUCCUUUCCACGUGGGAGACCGUCCCCUCCCCUCUUUUAUAAACCUGAAAUAUUUUUAUAAACAAAAAGGUAUUUAUUAGACUAUCCUAAGAUAUUUGAGCAGAAUUCUUUUCCCUUCAAGCAGGUUUCUUAUUUAUUUUUGUGCAUGAGGCCAUCUGUGCCUAAACUCCUGGAGGAAAAGGGUAAAAUCAUAAUGAUGGCAGUGAAAAAAAAAAAUCCACCUGAUAAAAUACCAUAAACUUCAUGGGAAAAAAAAAAAAAAAAAAACUAAACUAAAAAGAAUGGUGAAUUUGAAAAAGUAUAUUUUUAAAAAAGAAUGAAAUUGUAUCUUAAGUUAUUUCAUACAAAUGUAUUUAUGAGUGACUAAUGUAUGCACAAAGUGAUACCAAUAUUUUGCUCUUUUAAUCCACUGUGUUUCUGCUUUCCUAUUUUUCCUUGUAUACUACCUCAAAAGUAAUUGAGGGUUUCUUUGUCACAUUUUCCGUAGGCUUGCAUUUAUAUUGUCUAAAAUGCAUGCAGUGUCAUAAUUAAUACUGUAUUUUGCAUUACUUAAUAAAAGACACCGGUGGAGAUAU